This is a messenger RNA of Cornus florida, 2360 nucleotides long. RefSeq lists its product as uncharacterized. Lineage: Eukaryota; Viridiplantae; Streptophyta; Magnoliopsida; Cornales; Cornaceae. The transcript has a single exon. The coding region runs from base 1470 to 2129 and encodes 219 amino acids. The record is from RefSeq and is a predicted model, not a curated record.
UAAAAAACUAAUUCCCUUUUUUUUUUUGGAUAAUAAAAAAAAAUAAAAAAUAAAGGAUGGAUUAUGAUUCACCAAAAUGUCUGUGAUAUCUAAUCAAUACAUCUAAAUAUAAUAAAACAACAAAAUUUAAUGUCAUGUUUUUUUUUUUUUUCUUUUUUUAAAAUUUUUUAUUAUAUUCCUACACAACAAAGCUAAUGAUUUUGAAUGUAAUAAACUUGACCUGAAUGAAACAAUAGUAAUCAAAUGCUUACUUUAAGCUUCUGAUAGAAUUUGAUUCAUGACUCAAAUUAAUGCAUACUUGUUCAUUGUUCUUUCCCUAUCUGUUUCAGUGAACUGAGGGUCUGACACAUGAGCCAACUGAUCCUUUAUUGGUCACUGACAAGUCAUCUGAGGUUGUGAAGUUUCAAUGUCAUUGCAACAAAGUCUUCUCUGAGUUUUCAGUCUACCAUAAAGACUGGCUGAGAAAAAGAGUUGAUCUUUUGAGUUUAUUAAAGAAAAAGAAAAAAGUUUUGUUUGUUGGGUUGAUUCAAAUGAAGGAAAGGAAAUGAAUAUACAAUUGGGUUUUUUUUCAUGUUUGGGUAAUGUGCCUUGUCCAUCUCUGAAUCUCUGAUGAAGCUUCAGGUAUGGCUGUGACCAUGGUUUUCUUGAGCUGCUAAGAAAUGGCAGAAGGAGAAAAAUAUAAUAGUAUAAUAUAACAUUGUUUGCUUGGAGGGUUUGUUUGUUUUUUCAUGGAAAUUGGAGGGAAAGUACCAUGUGGUGAGCUCAGAGGUCUGCACAUGGCUUCUCCAAUUUCCAAGUUUUGAGGCUGUAAACAGAUAUAGAGAAGCCAGGGUUUUGGUGUUUUCAAGAGAAUCAGUUGCAGAUAAAACCACCUGAUUGGUGUUAGGAAACAAAACCCUAGUUUUUUUUAGAAAUAGUGGUGGAUUGGGAAGUGUGAGCCUGUGAUAAGAGAUACAACCUAGCCAUUUAGUUUCAGUGCAAGCCCAAUUAAAGUAACAUUUUUUUCUUUCUCAACUUGUUUCCUCUUUUCAACUGAGUUCAGCUAUAUCUGUUUCCUCAAAAUCUAGGCACAUCACAGGUUAGAUUGGAACUGGCCAGGUUUUUACUUCCCCCUCAUGUUCAUGUCUUCUUCAUACACAUAUUAAUAUAUGAUGAUAUGCAGAUUAUAUAUAUAUUCAAAUCUAAUAUGAUGAUCUGCAGAUUAUAUAAGUUUCCUCAUUUGUGAACUACAAAAGCAAUAGAGAUUUGAGCCUUGAUAGUGCCUUCCUCUUUUAGUCUCAGUUGCAGUCUUCAAUCUUUUUUCAAUUUGUACUUUUAUUUCAAUGUCUCCACUCUUUUCAUUUGCAGUUCUUUCAAUUAAUAAAUAAUUUAUAUCUUCUUUUCCCUAGAAAUAUCUUGCCCAGAGGCUUUUCUAAUUUUCUUUUUAAUUUCCCUAAUAUUUGAAUUUGAAGAACACAGUUGACCUUCAUAUGGCUCUUCAAUGGAUUGCUGUUCUUAUCCCAUCUUUGAUAUGUGCUGCUUUUUUAGAUUAUGGGUUUUCAUCUAUCCUCUUCACAGCUUUAGUUUUGAUUCUAUCUUCUAUUUUCUUCAUAUUCUCAAAGCAAAAAACAGUGAAAGAUGAGGCUAAUAGCUUUGACCAGCUGGAAUGUUUUCCUCAGGUGGAGGAAGUUGUACCAAAACUAGAGCUUGAAAAAGAGAGGACUAUCACACAAAACAAAGAAGGCCAAGAAGGUGGAGUGGGUCAGAUUGAUGAUCAUUUGGUUAGGCCACCGGAUUCGUUUUCAGAAAGCGAAAGCAUUGACCACUCAUCCACAAGUGAAGAUUCUGAAGUUGAUUGGCCAUAUUCCGGCAAUGUGGGUCAGGAUUGCUCCGAUGACUCGAUCUCAGAUGAGGAAAGCCUGAUUGAAAUUGCUCUCCCAAGUGGGCAUUACGUGGGUGCUAAAGAAGAAGACUCAAUGUUCCAUUUGCAGCCAAAAUUGGCAGAUUUCUCACCGGAGUCAAUAUUCCGGCAACAUAAUCUAGUGGAGCUCUUGGCAGAGAUUAAUGAGAUGAAUGAGGAAGAUAAUUUGAUUGAGAUUGACAUAUCCAUGGGCUCCAUCAAGUGUUCAAGGUUUGAGAUUGAAGCAUAGUUAAUUAAGUUACUAUAUUUCUAGACUUCUUCUAAGUUCAAUCUUUUUGAUCCUUAUGGAUUUAGCGUCAAGAUUAGAGUAUUAAUGCUCAGGAUAUGAAACUCUAUAUCCUUUCUUUUGUUGUGUUGUAGACUUGUGGUGAAAUGAACUCUGAAGUUUAUGGACUUUCAUUGACCUUGCCUUCACAAAUAAACCUUGGAUACUGACUACUGCGGCUUUUGUUUUCUCUUA